Symbiodinium sp. CCMP2592 is the source of this 2079-nucleotide messenger RNA. NCBI's taxonomy places the organism in Eukaryota, Dinophyceae, Suessiales, Symbiodiniaceae. The record is from the annotation of a GenBank genome assembly.
AUGCCGCACAGAGGAAUUGAUGACGUUCAUGCUGCUCUUUCCAACGCUCUCUUCCUGCAACGUGGUGGCGGGCCUCUUGCGGGCUGUAAGGCAGACGUCAAGAAGUGCUUUGACUCUGCGGACCCCAAGCUGGCAGUGCAGUGCAUGCGACGUUUAGGGGCUCCUGAGAACGUGCUCACUGUCAUCGAGCGCUUUUACCAGCUUCACGAGCGCUGGCUCAUGGUGGAGGGGGCCUGUGCCAGGCACCCUGUGGUGGAGGCUGCGGCUUUGCUGCAAGGAUGCCCGUUUUCUCCUCUUUGCCUCAACAGUAUGAUGACAGUGUGGCUGGCGGCGGUGAAGAAAGCUGAUACAGGCUGUACUUUGUCGGUUUUUCUUGACGACAGGGCCAUCUGGGUGCGAAAGCGCCGUGGUGCGGCCAGAGCUGUGCGGGCGGCAAUGGUGGCGGGAAGGGAAGCAGACCAGGCUUUAGGCUUCGAGCUGCAUCCGGCUAAGUUGGAGAGCUUUGGCACUUCACAGCCUGUGAGAGAAGAUUUGUUGGCUGCAGCUGACGAGGUGGGCAUUCCGCAGCAGACGUUUCGGCUUUUGGGUCUUCCUUACAACACCACGGCGGCCUCUCCGAUCGCUGCUGGCACCGUUGGCAAGGUUCUUAAAGCGAGGUGCAAGCGCAUCCAACUGUGCGGGCAAUCCAGGAGUCUUCGUUGCGCGCUUCUUCGGCUUCUGGUAGUUCCUCUUUUCCGUUGGGCCGCGCCUUGGCUUCGACAGUACAAGAAGGACGUACAGGCAUGGACUGGUGCCAUCGAGCGAGCGGCCUGGGGCGGCAGCAUACCCAGAGGCCGUUCGCCUGCUCUGGCUUGGGCAGCUGUGCUGGGGCUUGAGCUCUACCCGGCUUUCGUCAACGCGGAGACUGCAGUCCUACGUGAACACCGCAGACUACAGCUUGGGCGGCAUCCGCGCGAGGCUCCUCAGACCAAGGCUGCUUUGAGGUACUUUGGCUGGACUCGUGACGACGCAGGUGUUUGGCACACUCGCCAUGGCUCCUUUCAGGCGGGCGACGUCGGUGCUCCUGCCCUGCGACGGCUCAUGCGUCAGGACGGUGCGCGCAAGCUCUUCUUGCAAGACAACAAGGCCAAGCAGGCUGGUGGCUUUGACGGCGACUUUGACUUGAACUACCAAGUCAAAACGCGUGACGUGGCCCAAACCUACCCGCUGCGCGUCAUGGUUGGUGCAGCUUCUGACGCGAGGAGCUUGACGCCUAAAGACGGGAACGUGCAGGACUUGGUUUGCACUUGUGGCUUUGCAGGCCCUACCAGGACGCACUUGACCUUUGACUGUCCUCGAGCUACGUGGAGCUCUGCGCGGCGGACUUUGCUGGAGCGGCGGUUCUUGGCGGCGCUUCGCCCUCUACCUCCCCGGCGCCCGCUUGCGGACUACAGCGUGCAGGUCGGUGAGGUGGCAGAGUACUUGAGCGAGCUUGACAGCGACCUCUUCCACUACGUGGCAACUGACGGUGGUUGCCUCCUUGCGAGAAAGGCGGAGGGUUUUCAGCAGGCUUCCUGGGCCAUCGCUUUUGCAGACAAAUCCUUUGGAGGCCUUGUUGAAGGACCGGACCAGACGGCGGCGGAAGGUGAGCGCGUUGCAGUUUUCAUACUGGCUGAAGCGCUCCUUCUUCACGGACGGUGGCUGCGACUUCUCGUGGACAACCAAGCUGUCGCUGGCAGGUUGCUUGGCGGUGAGGCCGCGUGCGAAAAUGGUGACCCUUGGAGGCCGUGGAAGCGUGUGGCAAAGGCGGUGCGUUGGCUGCAAGUGGCAUGGGUUCCGGCUCACAACAAGCAGGCCUCUUGGACGCCUCCCUCAGGCUGGAUUGAUGCCGACGCUUGUCAAGCUCUUAAUAGGCGGGCAGACGCUGCUGCUGGCUCGGCUCUGCAGCCUUGCAGUCAAGCAGUGGCUCACGCGGCUCGUGCCGCUGACGAGAGGUUUGAGUGGGCGCGGGAUGCUGUGGCAGCUCAGCGAGCAGCUACGCAGGACUGGCAUGAUCGCUUCGUCAACAUGAUCAGGCAGCAGCGGCGUCAAUCGGCGUGA